CUAAUCGCGGGGCUCCGUAGCAGGAAGCAGACGCCGCCGCCGCCGCCGCCGUCUCGCCAGACCCCUACCGAGCCGCCGUCGCAACAUGGCAGGUCCGAUGUCCGGGAAGGAGCCGUCCACGCACGAGUGCGGCGCGGAGCUGUGCCUGUCGGUCUACGUCGUCACCUUCGUGCUGGGCUUCCCGGCCAACGCGCUGGCCUUCUACACCUUCUGCGGCAAAGUCCGGCACAAGGCCACGCCCAUCGACAUCCUGCUCCUCAACCUGACCGUCUCGGAUCUGCUCUUCCUGCUCUUCCUGCCCUUCAAGAUGCGGGAGGCCAUGACCGACAUGAUGUGGGAGAUGCCCUACGAGCUGUGCCCGCUGUCGGGCUUCAUCUUCUACAUGACCAUCUACAGCAGCACCUUCUUCCUGACCGCCGUUAGCGUGGAGCGCUACCUGGGAGUGGCCUUCCCCAUCCGGCACAGCCUGAAACGCCGGCCGCUCUACGCCGUCGCCGCCAGCGUCUUCUUCUGGAUCUUCUCCAUCAGCCACCUCAGCAUCGUCUUCAUCAUGCCUUUCAUCGGGACGCCCCAAGAGCCCGUCAACGCCACGGCGGCGGCCAACGUCAGCGCGCCGGCUCGCCGCGGGUCUCCCGAGGAGGUUUGCUACGACGACUUCUCGGAGGCCCAGCUGAAGGUGCUCCUGCCGGUGCGUCUGGAGCUGUGCCUGGUUCUCUUCUGCAUCCCCUUCCUCAUCUGCAGCUUCUGCUACAUCAACUUCAUCCGGAUCCUGUCGCGGCUGCAGCACAUCGACCGGCGGAGGCGUCUGAGGGCCAUCGGCAUGGCGCUGGGCACGCUGCUGGUUUUCGCCGGCUGCUUCGGGCCCUACAACGCGUCCCACGUGGUGGGUUUCCUCACCUGGCGGAACCCCGACUGGCGGGAUAAGGCCCUGCUGUGCAGCACCUUCAACGCCUGCCUGGACCCGCUCAUCUUUUACUUUUCGUCGUCUGCCGUGCGGGGCACCGUGGCCCACGUGAUGAAGGGGGCGAGGGAUCGCCUGAGCGGGUGCCCGUCCGGCCGUUGCCCGCGGAGGGUCCCCGAGCGGGGAGGCGGGGACGAUAAGGAGGGCAAACGGGAACAGAACAACGCCGCUACCUAGCG
Messenger RNA from Hippocampus zosterae (dwarf seahorse), 1140 nucleotides. RefSeq names its product free fatty acid receptor 2-like. The transcript has a single exon. Gene Ontology annotation, cellular component: plasma membrane. Gene Ontology annotation, molecular function: G protein-coupled receptor activity. Gene Ontology annotation, biological process: cellular response to fatty acid; G protein-coupled receptor signaling pathway. The record is from RefSeq and is a predicted model, not a curated record. Bases 86 to 1138 code for a protein of 350 amino acids. Lineage: Eukaryota; Metazoa; Chordata; Actinopteri; Syngnathiformes; Syngnathidae.